This is a messenger RNA of Cyprinus carpio (common carp), 3729 nucleotides long. RefSeq names its product transmembrane and coiled-coil domain family 1a (gene tmcc1a). The record is from RefSeq and is a predicted model, not a curated record. NCBI's taxonomy places the organism in Eukaryota, Metazoa, Chordata, Actinopteri, Cypriniformes, Cyprinidae. Gene Ontology annotation, cellular component: endomembrane system.
ACACACACACACACACACAGCAGUGUCAUGCAGCAGUUGUGUGGAUCUGCAGUGUUCAUGACGUCUGUAUGCACUGUAUUUGUAACUGAAGGCAAAGCCAGUCAUUAGUCUGGACACAGUGGAUGGUUGUGAUUGGUUUUAAGGUCUCUGUCUGUGAUUGGUUGAGGGUGGUAGGUCACCAUAACUCAUUGGCUAAGCUCUUGAAGCCCUUUAAACCCGUGAAUGAAUUUCCUCAUUAGUUGUCCAACAGUGUUUUUCUGGCCAAAAGAGUCCCUCCGAGACAAAACCCUUCUCAUGGGCUCUGGCUCUUUCUCACACACCGUUCACGCUGAGCUGUUAAGUUUUUCAUAGCUUGUGUGAACUCCCAACACUUGCUUUCUCGAUGUUUCCACUGCAGCUCGAAGGUGAGUUUCACAGAGCGCUGUAAGAGCCCAGGCUCACAUGGGCUGAAUUACUCCUCGUCGUCUUCUUUUUAAGAACAUGGACACUUUGUUUUCUCUGUUGUUCAUCAUGUUGUAAUGGAACAGCAUGGACAAUCUGGACACUAAAAUCGAAACUCAACACUCCCGAGUGAAUGAAGGCCUUAUGAAUGUCAGCUGGCUCAAUGAUUUCUCCAAAGGACAUCAUUCUCAACCUGAUAACACCAGACUCCUCGCCAUCCACCUCCCCAACCAACACCAUCGAGAGGCUGGAGGGCAGUCUGGCGGCGGCGUGCGGGUCGGACGGUUCACUGCUGGGCUCGGAGGACGCCGCUCUGGACCCCCAGCGCACAUGGCAGGCCAUCGCACAGCUGCAGCAGAAGAUCCUGAAGCUCACGGAGCAGCUGCGUAUCGAGCAGGCGGCCCGAGACGAGAAUGUGGCCGAGUACCUCAAACUUGCCAGCCAAGCCAGCGACAAACAGCAGAGCUCCCGCAUCAAACAGGUGUUUGAGAAGAAGAACCAGAAGUCUGCGGCGAGCAUCGUCCAGCUGCAGCGCAAGCUGGAGCAUUACCACCGGCGUCUGCGCGAGGCGGAGCACAGCGGCGUGCAGCGGCAGCCCAAAGACGUGCUGCGAGACAUGCAGCAGGGCCUGAGGGACGUGGGGGCCCGGGUCAUCACGGGUCUCAGCGAGGGGGUGGUGGACAGCUUGCACUCAGCCGCGGGGGCCGUGGCCUCCAAACCGCGCGAGAUCGCCUCGCUCAUCCGCCACCGCUUCGGCAGUGCAGACAACAUCAGCGUGCUGAGGGACGGGCCGGAGGAGGCCGAGGACGGAGCGGGCGCCGCACACCUGCAGUCCAUCCCCAAGUUUGGCAGCGACGAGGACUGCUCCAGCGCCACCUCGGGAUCCAACAGCGUGACAGGGGCCCCAGGGGGUCCGCCCAGCUCCAGGGGGAACACGCUGGAGCGGGGACGCAGCAGCAGCCUAGACAUGCUGAUGCAGGAGCUGCAGGAGCUGCGAGACGCACAGACGCGCCUGGAGGAGACGCUGGAGAGUGUGAGGAGUGGAUAUAUGAAGGAGUGCAGGCUAGUUAUGCAAUCGCUGCAGGAGGAGAGGUUCAGGUGUGAGCGCUUAGAGGAACAAGUCAACGAUCUGACGGAGCUCCACCAGAACGAGAUCCUGAACCUGGAACAAGAGCUGGCCAGCAUGGAGGAGAAGAUCGCGUACCAGUCCAACGAGAGGACCCGAGACCUGCAGGAGGCUCUGGAAGCGUGUCAGACGCGGGUCUCUAAGAUGGAGCUGCAGCAGCAGGUGGUUCAGCUGGAGGGCCUGGAGAACGCCACGGCUCGCACACUCAUGGGCAAACUCAUCAACGUGCUGCUGGCUCUCAUGGCCGUGCUGCUGGUCUUCGUCUCCACCGUCGCCAACUGCGUGGUCCCGCUGAUGAAGACGCGCAGCCGCUCCGUGUCCUCGCUGCUGGUCUUCCUGCUGCUGGCCGUGCUCUGGAGGAACUGGGACGCUUUCUCAGGACACACUUCUCGCCUCCUGCAUGUGCCCCGAUGAGCCAUGGGACAACCUCUGCUUUCAGACCAUUUUGCACAGUGUUUCGAAUGCCUUGGGUGCAUUACUCUUGAAUGAGGUUGAUAUUAAUAUCAUUUGUACAGCAGGUGAAACACAUCACCAUUUUUCUCAGUAAAUAUAUUUCUAAAGGUGCUGUUGUCAUGAAAUUUUCACCAGAUGUCAGUAACAACACAAGUAAUCCAUACUUACAAACAAAACAAAACAAAUAAGUUCAGAAAUUAACUUCUGUGUAAUUAAGUAGAAUGAACACAUGAAGAAAAGGGAGGUGCAAAAAGUCAUGGACACCAGCAGAAAUCUGUCAGUAAUUAGAAAGCAAUCCUGCCCCUCGUCAGUGCUAAUAUUAUACAGUCCCAACACCUGUAGUACCAGGAUGAUGAAGAAGAGAAGAUUCCAGCAAGGCAAUGAUCCCAAACACAGCCUAGGAAACUCUCAUUUGGUUUCAGAGAAAGAAAAUAAAGCUGCUAGAAUGGCCAGCCAGUCACCUGACUUGAAUCCAAUAGAAAAUAAGUUCAUAGAAGAGGCCCACAGAACCUUCAAGAUUUGAAGACCUUCAAGAUUCGUGUGGAAGAAUAGGCCAAAAUCACACCUGAGCAAUGCAUGCCUCUCGUUUCUCCGCCAGGCUGUCAUUACCAACAAAGGCUUUUGUAUGAAGUAUUCAAUACAUUUCAGUGGUACAAUACUUCUUACUUGUGUCAUUCCAUUUUAUUACACAGAACUUAAUUUCUGAACUUGUUUGUAUUGUUUUCUUUAUAUGUAUGAGUUACUUGGGUUGUUACUGACAUCUGGUGAAAAUUUCAUGUCAACAGCAUCUUUAGAAAUAUAUUUACUGAGAAAAAUGGUGAUGUGUUCAAUACUUAUUUUACCCACUGUUUUUUUUAACAUGAUUAUAGUUGAAUGUAGCAUUCUGCAUUAGCUCACACACAAAUGAUGUUGUGAGUAACACUCGUAUGCUGGUGUUUCUUCUGUUGAACACAGACGGAGACAUUUCCAGCUCAUUUCAUGCAGCUCUUUGUGUGCAAUAAUAGUGACCUAAAAUGAUGACGGACAUGAACAGAAACUGUGAACUGUUAGCGCAUGAAAAAGAGCUGUACUGUAACUUCUUCUGUGUUCAGUGAAAGAACAGCAUCGAACAUGUAAUAGAUAAUGAGGGUGAGUGACAUGAAUGUUUGGAUGAAGCGUUCCUUCUGAAGGAGUCUCCUGCGUGGAACGGAGCGAUGGACACAGCAGAGAUCAUCCUUCCUCUGCUUUCGUUACUCAUAUUAUUUUCAAGAAGUCUAAGGAUGUUUACUAGCAUUGUCUGAUGUUUUAAAUGAAGUAUUAAUUUAUUGAAUAUUGCACCGCCUUACUGGACCUGUGACAGACAGCAGAGAAAGACAACAGUAUCAAAAUACAGUAUUUCUGAUGUUGUGUUGGAUAUUAUGAUGGAGAGGGGUUUUCGAUGAUCUGUAGGUUAGUUUGUCUACUGUAGUGGUGGAUUGGGACUGUUCUUAUGAAUUGAGACCGCUGUGUAUGUUUGAUCAUGAGCUCAACUCAAGCUGACCAAAUCUAUACAGUAAUGUUUAAUAGUUCUCAGUCGUUUAAUGAUCCUCAGGGGAAAGUCCUCUGCUGAAGCUGUAUUACGCUGCCUGUGUGUGUGUGUGUGUGUAAGAGAGAGAGAGAGAGAUUUUAAACCUUUCUAGUGCCUUCACAUCUCUUGAUAACUUUUGUAAUAAAGAUCAUUUCUGACUAGA